Messenger RNA from Fusarium pseudograminearum CS3096, 984 nucleotides. RefSeq lists its product as uncharacterized. The transcript is spliced from 2 exons. Lineage: Eukaryota; Fungi; Ascomycota; Sordariomycetes; Hypocreales; Nectriaceae. The record is from RefSeq and is a predicted model, not a curated record. The coding region runs from base 1 to 984 and encodes 327 amino acids.
AUGACUUCCGAGGCAUACGAUCGAUGGCUGAAGGACGCUGAGCCUUGGGCCGUUGAAGACGACUGGAACCCAGAAGAGUAUCUUAAAUGGGUAACCCGUCUCAAUGAGGCAAAAGCGAAUCUGGAUGACAAAUUUGCCGAGGUUGAUGCAUGGCUUCUCGGUCAGUCGUUUCAGAUGUCCGAGAAACACCAUGAUGCCAUUAUGAAAAGCCGACCCAACGGUGAUUAUGGCAAUGUCAACAACUACGAUAUCUCCAAAUUGUUCGUCCGUCCUAUCAUUGCCUACACCUUCUAUCAGCGAAACACAUUUGAAGAGAUACCGGAGAAAUCUCUUGUAAAGCGUGUGCAAACCCAUUUGUCGGCUCUGGGUAUCCCAAUGAUGGAUAUAGAUGUGGCGCAGAUGCUGCAGUACGCUGCUGACGGGGUCCCUGUCGAGGAGGCUGUAGAGAAGCACCUUCGCGACUACGUGAAGAAGAUUAGGGAGAGUGCAGAUGUAGCCAAGUCUUAUGAUCAUUAUGGGCUAGGCUAUGACACUUGUAUUCUUGUCAGCAGACUCCAGCAAACUAGAGUCAACGGCGGUCCAGUAGAUCGAUCGAAAAUUGCACAGAUAUUCAACGACAUCAACGCAGAUCGAGUAAAGGAAGGUCACAAACCUCGGGAAGAAUCCAUGCUCAAGAACAUCGAAGCUGCUUUCAGCGAUGAUGACAAGAUGGAGCUGUGGUUGAAGAGAUGUGCAGAGCCCAUGGUUAGGAACGACGAUGGUGACAACCAUGCGGCGACAGCUCUCGAGGUACUCAUAGAUGCUGGAGACUUGAAGACACUAGUAGGAUGGUCAGUGACGCAGGAGAGAGAGCAGUGCUCGUGGGAGGCUACUAUCGGCCCUGCUGUCAAGGCUCUUAGAAGACUUGGAAGGACAAGUGCAGGCAAGGACAUGCAGAAAUUGGCUGAAUACGCCAAGGCUCAUCAAAAGCCUGUAAAGGUCUAG